GUAUUAACGACAUGCUUGUUAUAUCUACAAAAUGUGUAGUCUACGUAUACAUGUAGGUAGUGGGGGGAGUCCAUUGGUAAUACUAGGUGUUUUGUUAUGAGUUGUACGGGUUUGACGUCGUAGGGUUUAUAAGUCUAUGGAGACCGUAGUGUACAAUGAUCUAGCUACCUCAGAUUCGACAGAAAGGUUUGGUAGAUGCGAGUCGUUGUCUGACAUACGACAUGGACCUUUCGGAAGUAUCGGAGCAGGAACACCCGGAUGUAGAGGGAGCAGUCCCGGGAAAACAGCCGAAAACGGUAUAUGUAAAAGUAGUGUUUCUGAAACUCGGCGAGAUAGAGACGGUGAAGGAGCAGUUUGUGGCUGACGUCUUUAUACAGGCAAGAUGGCGGGAGCAAGUUCUGGACAGUUGCAAAAGUGAAAAGGUGGACUUCAACAAAUAUUGGAAUCCAAAUAUUCAGAUACAAAACCUGACUUCGUCAACAAAGAGAAACAAAUGGAAUGAGAUUCGUUUUGGAAAAUCCGGUGAAGCCUUUAUAGUUGAGAGACGACGCAUUAGCGGAACGUUCACGGAGAAAAUGGAACUCGAGGAUUUCCCUUUUGAUUCGCAAGACCUCAGUAUACUUAUGACGUCAGAUCUGCCGGUAAAGGAGGUUAUACUUGAGGAGGACAAUCAAGACUUGUCAACAAUUAAUGUGGCCAGCUUUGCCGACGAACAGGAGUGGUUUCUUAGUGACCAUGUGGAAAGCAACAAGAGUGUUAUACGGAAGGAGUUUACCCAGAGUAAGAACGUCGAGUUUCCGGUGUUACGUGUCAGCUGUAUCGCCACACGUCAAUUCAUGUUCUUCGUUUGGAACAUCAUUAUCAUCACGUUCAUCAUCAGCACGCUGUCGUUCGCCACUUUCUCUGUUGACCGGACCCUUCCACAGAACCGUCUACAGCUGGCCUUCACUCUAACGCUCACCGGGGUCACGUUCAGGUUCGUGGCCAAUCAGAGCCUGCCUAAAAUAUCCUACCUGACAAAGCUGGACAAAUACAUCUUGUUCUGCAUGAUCUUCAACUUCCUCGUGAGCGUGUGGCACGCGGGCGGUUCACAGAUCGACGACGGUACAGCGGCUGACGGUCAACACGAUUUUUGGGCCUUUAUCUUCUUCAUCAUCCUGUACUCCUCAUUUCAGCUUCUGUUCUUCCUUACCGUCCUCAUCAGGUAUUUGGUUGCGAGACAGAAAAUCGAGAUGAAGAUGAAAGCUUACCAAGAAAAGGCUGUGCUGGUCCUGGGACAGAAAUGGUCAAGUAACCGCCGGGUGAAGUCGGACAGAAACAGUAACCGGAUUAACCCGACACAGUUCUGAACCCGGAUGUUGUCACGUGAAAAAGGAAUUACAUCAGUAUCUCGCGUUCUGGUGUAUUAAGUAUGAAUCGGAGUAAAUGCGAUUGCAAGCAAUAGCGCAUUUGAUUUUGCCUAUUACAGACAUUAUUUGUCUUCUUUAUUACAAAAUAAACAACAGAACUAAGAACCUCGUGAAACACUUUAUACUCGACACACACUUUAUACCCGACACACACUUUAUACUCGACACACACUUUAUACUCGACACA
Messenger RNA from Mizuhopecten yessoensis (Yesso scallop), 1596 nucleotides. RefSeq names its product gamma-aminobutyric acid receptor subunit gamma-3-like. The transcript has 8 exons. The record is from RefSeq and is a predicted model, not a curated record. Gene Ontology annotation, biological process: chemical synaptic transmission; monoatomic ion transmembrane transport; signal transduction. Gene Ontology annotation, cellular component: neuron projection; membrane; synapse. NCBI's taxonomy places the organism in Eukaryota, Metazoa, Mollusca, Bivalvia, Pectinida, Pectinidae. Gene Ontology annotation, molecular function: transmembrane signaling receptor activity; extracellular ligand-gated monoatomic ion channel activity; neurotransmitter receptor activity. Bases 222 to 1349 code for a protein of 375 amino acids.